UCACUCGAUGUUUUUGUACCUCUAAUUUGUAUUCUGCCGGCUCUAUUGCCGUCUUUGUUGUUGGGUCUCGUAUUAUUGAUAUACAUAUAUAAUGGACGAAGAGUCUGAAACUACACACUAUUACUUGGAAUGUGAAGGCGGCGUGGAAGAGUGGCAUUGGAAUUCGAAGAGCACAAAACUUUUAGUCGAACUGUAUUCGGAACGUCGUCAUAGGUUUCGAGACCCCAAAACUCGUAAGCGAGCUCUGUGGACAGAAAUUGUGGAUGAUAUGGAACAUGCUGGCUACAAAGGUAUAAAUGAGGAUAUUUGCGAUCGUAAAUGGCGCAAUAUGAAAAAAACGUAUCGAACAUGUCGAGAAACUCUCAAGAAAAAUGCACGCAAAAGAGUCGGCUGGGAAUAUUAUGAUACAUUUGACGAUAUGUUUCAAAAUGAGAACGUUAACAGCACUACUGCAAAAACAGAAAGUGAUGCUCUGAUCGAGGAGCAGCACAACGAGCUAUCCGAUAUGCAAUGCACUCUUGAAACUGAUAAUAAUACCAUACGUGCAGAGCAAAGCAACGAUAUGACGAUGGUGGCUGAAGAACAGCAACGGCAAUUGCUAAUACUGGAGCGAAGUAGAAUUGCCGCAAUACGGGAAUUAAGCAAGCGGAUUGAAGAAUCGAAUGUUAUACAACGAGAAAGAAAUGACUUGCUACGGGAGUAUCUUUCCCAGUUAUAA
Messenger RNA from Drosophila nasuta, 718 nucleotides. RefSeq lists its product as uncharacterized. The record is from RefSeq and is a predicted model, not a curated record. The transcript has a single exon. NCBI's taxonomy places the organism in Eukaryota, Metazoa, Arthropoda, Insecta, Diptera, Drosophilidae. Bases 92 to 718 code for a protein of 208 amino acids.